Molecule: messenger RNA, 1761 nt
Organism: Lodderomyces parapsilosis
Lineage: Eukaryota; Fungi; Ascomycota; Pichiomycetes; Serinales; Debaryomycetaceae
Gene: BZZ1
Product: Bzz1p
Exons: 1
Coding region: 1-1761 (586 amino acids)
Biological process (GO): regulation of actin filament polymerization
Molecular function (GO): protein binding
Source: RefSeq, a predicted model, not a curated record
AUGUCACUAGACCAAUUGUCGAUAGGAAACGAGCUAAAAGAUUCAUACAAAGCCACAUCUACAUGGAUUAAGAAUGGUAUCAACUUUUUGGGCGAUAUCGACGAAUUCUACCGUGAACGAGCGGUUAUUGAAAAGGAGUACUCGACAAAGUUGAAAGAGUUGACGAAGCGAUUUUUUGAAAAAAAGGCCAAGAUUUCAUCAAACUUGUCGGUAGGCGAUGAACCUCAGAUUACACCUGGAUCAUUGGAAAGUGCCUCAUUAGUUCUUUGGAAUGAUGUGUUGACCCAAACUGAGGCAAUUGCUGAUGAAAAGGCUAAUUUCAGUCGUGAGUUGCAACUGAAGAUAAGUGACAAUUUGGUGAGUUUGAAGGGUAAAUGCGAACGUAUUGAGCGUCAGAUAGGUCUGAUUAAUGAGUAUUUAACCACUGAAAAGAAAAGUGUCGAGGAUGAAGUUGCAAAAGCGAAGAAGCAUUAUGACUCGUUGUGUCAGUCUACAGAAACCGCUAGGGACAAGAACCAGAAAUCGCCUAGUGAUAAACAUACUCGAAAGCUAGCGGAUAGAGAAGUUGAAAUGAAUAAUGGGAAAAAUGCAUAUUUAAUAAAGAUUAAUAUGGCAAAUCGAUUAAAGGACAAGUAUUAUUACCAGGAUGUGCCGGAAAUAUUGGACUACUUGCAAGAGUUGAAUGAAGAUAGGGUAGCCUUGAUGAAUAAAUUGUUGAAGAAUGCCAACAUUGUGGAAAGAAAUUCAUUAGAUAAGGUGAAGGAAAAGUUGCAUUUGAUUGACAACACUAUUGAUCAGAAUAACCCUAAAUUGGACAUUGCAAUGUUUAUCAAGCACAAUGCUGUUGAUUGGGCAGAGCCACAGGACUUUUAUUUCAUUCCAUGUUCCUUCUGGCAUGAUGAUGAAAGUUUGAUAAUUAAAGAGCCCGAAUUGACUGAGUUAAAAAAGCGACUCAAUAUUGCCACAAAUGAGUAUAGCAAGUUUGAACAAUCGAGUUUGGAUAUGAAACAGUCACUUGAAGAGAGCACAGCCAAAAGGAAAACUGAUGAGAGUAUUACUCUUAAAUUUGACUCGGGAUUGCAAAACUCACUCACCUUAUUGAGCAAAUUUAUCAAGGAGGACACCAACCGUGUCAAGAAUGAAGUUGAGAUUGAAAUUAUUCAAAACUUCGCUGGUGACAAGGACUUGAGCUAUGUUGCUCCUGUGGCACAAAAAAAGUCUCGAUUUGGGUUCCUCAAGGGUAAAAAGACUGAACAUGAACAAAAUGAUGCUCAUUCUGUCCACACUGUGAAAUCGCAAACGUCUAGUAUUCUACCAAGUGGAAUAUUCAACCUUCGAAGUGGCAAAGGGAAGGAGUCGUCCAAUGGGCCAACUGCAAAAGCUUUAUAUGCAUAUGCAGCCACCAGUGCCGAUGAGACGGGAAUGCACCCUGGUGAUGAACUUUCCGUCGUGGAGGAGGAUGAUGGUUCAGGAUGGACAUUGGUCACCGGUCCACAGGGACAAGGAUUGGUGCCCACAUCAUAUCUUGAAGUCAAAGCGGCAAAGAAACCGCCUCCAGUUGCACCAAAAAGAGGUGCAAAAAGAGUACAAUACUUGGAAGCGCUUUACGAUUACACUGCUGAUGGAGAAGAUGAGUUAAGCAUCCGCGCAGGUGAUCGGAUUAUUUUGGUUGAAGAUGACACAGACGGUAGUGGUUGGACUGAAGGAGAGUUGAAUGGAGAGAAAGGAAUGUUCCCCACUAGUUACGUAAAAAAAGUAUAA